This is a messenger RNA of Acyrthosiphon pisum (pea aphid), 5551 nucleotides long. It is a transcript of the gene SMC2, whose product is annotated as structural maintenance of chromosomes 2. Gene Ontology annotation, biological process: chromosome organization. NCBI's taxonomy places the organism in Eukaryota, Metazoa, Arthropoda, Insecta, Hemiptera, Aphididae. The transcript is spliced from 5 exons. Gene Ontology annotation, cellular component: chromosome. Gene Ontology annotation, molecular function: ATP hydrolysis activity; ATP binding; protein binding. The coding region runs from base 204 to 5129 and encodes 1641 amino acids. The record is from RefSeq and is a predicted model, not a curated record.
GUUAAAAUAUAUAACUGAUAAUGCCAUAAUAGAUUUUAACUCUCACGUUUUGGGAUUAAAACAAUUUAAUUUAUUUUUGUGUCCGUCGUUCUACAUUAUGUCAAUAAUUAUUAUAGACUGAAUCAGUGUUUCAGUGUGAAUCAGUUUUUGUCUUAUGUGUUAUGAUUUUGUUUUUGAUUGUUAUGUUUAUCUAACAAUUUACAAUGCAUAUAAAAUCCUUAGUCAUUGACGGCUUUAAGUCGUAUGGAAAACGCGUGGAGUUGAAUAAUUUUGAUCCAGAAUUCAAUGCUAUAACUGGCCUUAACGGUACAGGAAAAUCAAAUAUUUUAGAUGCAAUAUGUUUCACUUUGGGAAUAUCAGCUAUGAACACUAUACGUGCUUCAACCAUGCAAGAUGUUAUUUAUAAAAGUGGACAAGCGGGUGUACAUACAGCUACUGUCACCAUCACUUUUGAUAAUAAAGAUAAAUCAAGAUCUGCUCCACAUUAUACACACAAUGAUGAAAUCGUCAUUUCACGAGAAGUCGGAAUGGGUUCUAAAAACACUUAUAGGAUUAAUGGUCUGACAGUGCCAGCUAAAAAAAUUAUGGACUUUUUUAAUUCUCUACAAAUGAAUGUAAAUAAUCCUCAUUUCAUUAUUAUGCAAGGUAGAAUUACAAAAGUGUUGAAUAUGAAACCCAUAGAAAUAUUGUCCAUGAUUGAAGAGGCUGCUGGCACUAAUAUGUACGAGUCUAAGAAGAGAAGUCUUGAAAUGACAGUGGGUAAGAAAGACAACAAAUUAAAAGAAAUGCGAGAUGUUGCCGAUGAAGAGAUUCUUCCAACUAUGGAGACUAUUGAGAAAGAAAAACAGAUGUUGGAGGAAUUAAAUAUGGUCCAUGGUCAGUUAAGAAUACUAAACGAGAAGCUGGAUAAUUGGAAUUAUGUACAACUAAAGAAAAUGGUAAAUCAAUUUUCUGAGGAUCUUGAGCAACUAAAUGUUAGAAAACAGGAGAAAGAAAAAUUGAUUGAACAAUCAACAAUUCAACUGAAAGAUAUGGAGGAGGAAAUAAAAAAAGACGAGGAAUUGCUUAAAAUUAACGGUGGAAAUAAUUUGAAUGUAUUAAAAGUUAAACUUGAAGAAACAGAAAAAGAAAAAGACGGUGUACAGCUUCAAGUUAAUGGAUGUAAAACAAAUAUAAAUAUUGAGGUUAAAAAAAUUAAAGAUCUGGAAAAACAAAUAAACAAUAGCAAGAAAGGUUAUGAAGCAAAGAAAAAAGAGAUGGAAGACUUUAAUGAGAUAAAUGCAGGUGUAGAAGAAGAGAACAAAAAAAAUAUAAAUGAUUUAGAUGAGAUUGAUAAAAAAAUACGAUCAUUAAAUUCAGGAAAUAUAUUUGGUGAUGAAGAUAAUGGUUCAGUGCAGGAAAAUAUUAAUAGAUAUAAUUUAGAAUUACAAAACCAGCAGACAGAAAACCAACAAUGUGCAAUUAAAAUUGAUGGAUUAAAAAAAAAAUUAAACGAACACUUAUCUGGUAUGAAAGAAGCAAAGAAAACAUAUGACUCACAAAUGGCUCAAUUAACAGCUAAAGAAAAAGAAUAUGAGAAAAUAAAAGAUGAAUAUAUAAAAGCUAGUGAAGCAUUAAAUCAACAUCAUAAUUUGAAAUCAAGUCGUGAUAAUUUACUCAGAGAAAUACGGAAUUUUAGUUCAAAAACUGAAUCGUUCGAAUCGAAUAAUCCAAAUUUAUUCUUUAGAUAUAAUGAUCCAAGGCCUAAUUUCGACCGACGUAAAGUACAUGGGCUUAUUUGCCGUUUAUUUACACCUAUUGAUUUUAGAUUUGAGCUUGCAUUAACAACUUUGGCUGGAGGUAAAUUGUACUUUAUUGUUGUUGAAGAUGAUACUGUCGGUAAAGAUAUUUUGGAAACUAAUAAGUUUUCAAAUCGUAUGAAUUUUAUACCUUUGAGUAAAAUUAAAUCUGAUAGUUUGCCUCCCAAUGUUAUACGUACAGCUCAACAAAUUGGUGGAGCUGAUAAAGUAUUUCCUGCCAUGUCCCUUAUAAAAUAUGACAAAAAACACUUAAAAGCCAUACAAUGGGUAUUUGGACAAGCAUUUAUAUGCACUACUAAGGAAAUUGCUGAAAAAGUUUGUUUUGAUAACAGAGUUAAUCGGCAUUGUUUUACAUUGGAGGGUGAUCAUUUCAAUCCUUCUGGUAGUCUUACUGGUGGAGCAAACACUCAAAGACUUAUUUUACAAUCAAUAGCAAAACAAGAUGAAAUUUCAUUAGAGCUUCAAGCAAAAAAAUCUGAGUAUGAAAAGGUUGAUAAUAGUUGCAAAGCUAUGCAUAAUUUGCCGGAAAAAGUUACACAAUUAAAAGAUCGACAAAUUAUAGUUCAAGAGGAGUUGGACAAAAUUCGAUCAGACGUACAAUUAGGACAACCUCAUCAACAAGUUACUGAAUUUAAUAAAAUUAAUCAGCAAAUAGCAGAACUGGAGUCUAAGUUAGUUGAAGGUAAAGCUAAUGAAAAAAACUUACAAAAAAAAAUUAAAGACUUAGAAAACAAAAUGAAAAAUGCUGAGAAUAUUCUAAAAAAACAGUUAAGCGAUGCAGAAAAAACUAGAAAAAAUAUAUUAGAAAAAAUAAAAAAAAACAAAACAGAAUAUGAUGGGAAAAAAAAUAACUACAACAAAUUAGAACUUGAAAUUAAAGAUUUAACUGGUCAGAUGCAAGAAGAAGAAAAUCAAUUGGUUGAGUUAAAUGUUGAAAAAAAGGAACUUGAAGAAAAGCUACUCACAUUGAUGUCUAAACUAGAUAAAGCUGAUGAAAAAUGUAAGGAAGCAUCUAAAGUAUAUGAAAGUCAGAAAGAAAUUGCAAUGCAAAAUUCUAAUAUGAUGCAGGAACAUAAAUAUUUAUACAAGAAGUUGAGUGAAGAAAUUUCAACUAGUAAAGUUAAUCUGGCAGAGCUUUCUUCAGAAAUAACUAAAAUGAAUAAUGGAUCAUUAACUGCAAAAGAACAAUUUGAGAAUAUUGAUAAAAGAUUGCCUGAAGAACAAAAAGAAAUGGCACUUAAAAUGGAUUUUACAAAUUUUAAAUCUGAGGAAUGCAAUCGGUCAGUUAAUGAACUGCAAGCUAGAUAUGAUCAAUUAGCAAAAGUUGUAGAUCCGGGUAAAUUGAAUAAUUUUCACAAACAUAUUCAAGAGUAUAAGCGUCUCCAAAAGAAACUGGAAACAAUUGUAAAGGAUAAAAUUAAAAUUAAUGAAAUAAUUGAAGAACUAGAAGUGAAAAAACGUCUUCAUUUACAACAUGCUUCAAAUCGUGUGAAUAUAGAGUUCGGAAAAAUAUUCAGUAGCGUAUUACCUGGUGCCCAAGCACGUGUAAAACAAACAAAUUUAGAUGACAUUACAGCCGGCUUAGAGAUUUGUGUUGCAUUUAACGGACUAUGGAAGGAAAGUUUAGAAGAACUAAGUGGUGGCCAACGCUCUUUGGUUGCAUUGUCUUUAGUCUUAGCCAUGUUGUUGUUCAACCCAGUUCCUCUUUACAUUUUGGAUGAAGUAGAUGCCGCUUUAGAUCUUUCCCACACCCAGAACAUAGGGAAAAUGUUGAAGCAACAUUUUAAACAAUCCCAAUUUAUUGUAGUAUCGCUCAAAGACGGUAUGUUCAGCAAUGCUAAUGUAUUGUUUAGAACAAAAUUUGUGGAUGGAUCUUCUGCAGUUACUAGAACUACUUGUAAUCAAACAGUUGAUAAUAGUUGCAAAGCUAUGCAUAAUUUGCCGGAAAAAGUUACACAAUUAAAAGAUCGACAAAUUAUAGUUCAAGAGGAGUUGGACAAAAUUCGAUCAGACGUACAAUUAGGACAACCUCAUCAACAAGUUACUGAAUUUAAUAAAAUUAAUCAGCAAAUAGCAGAACUGGAGUCUAAGUUAGUUGAAGGUAAAGCUAAUGAAAAAAACUUACAAAAAAAAAUUAAAGACUUAGAAAACAAAAUGAAAAAUGCUGAGAAUAUUCUAAAAAAACAGUUAAGCGAUGCAGAAAAAACUAGAAAAAAUAUAUUAGAAAAAAUAAAAAAAAACAAAACAGAAUAUGAUGGGAAAAAAAAUAACUACAACAAAUUAGAACUUGAAAUUAAAGAUUUAACUGGUCAGAUGCAAGAAGAAGAAAAUCAAUUGGUUGAGUUAAAUGUUGAAAAAAAGGAACUUGAAGAAAAGCUACUCACAUUGAUGUCUAAACUAGAUAAAGCUGAUGAAAAAUGUAAGGAAGCAUCUAAAGUAUAUGAAAGUCAGAAAGAAAUUGCAAUGCAAAAUUCUAAUAAGAUGCACGAACAUAAAUAUUUAUACAAGAAGUUGAGUGAAGAAAUUUCAACUAGUAAAGUUAAUCUGGCAGAGCUUUCUUCAGAAAUAACUAAAAUGAAUAAUGGAUCAUUAACUGCAAAAGAACAAUUUGAGAAUAUUGAUAAAAGAUUGCCUGAAGAACAAAAAGAAAUGGCACUUAAAAUGGAUUUUACAAAUUUUAAAUCUGAGGAAUGCAAUCGGUCAGUUAAUGAACUGCAAGCUAGAUAUGAUCAAUUAGCAAAAGUUGUAGAUCCGGGUAAAUUGAAUAACUUUCACAAACAUAUUCAAGAGUAUAAGCGUCUCCAAAAGAAACUGGAAACAAUUGUAAAGGAUAAAAUUAAAAUUAAUGAAAUAAUUGAAGAACUAGAAGUGAAAAAACGUCUUCAUUUACAACAUGCUUCAAAUCGUGUGAAUAUAGAGUUCGGAAAAAUAUUCAGUAGCGUAUUACCUGGUGCCCAAGCACGUUUAAAACAAACAAAUUUAGAUGACAUUACAGCCGGCUUAGAGAUUUGUGUUGCAUUUAACGGACUAUGGAAGGAAAGUUUAGAAGAACUAAGUGGUGGCCAACGCUCUUUGGUUGCAUUGUCUUUAGUCUUAGCCAUGUUGUUGUUCAACCCAGUUCCUCUUUACAUUUUGGAUGAAGUAGAUGCCGCUUUAGAUCUUUCCCACACCCAGAACAUAGGGAAAAUGUUGAAGCAACAUUUUAAACAAUCCCAAUUUAUUGUAGUAUCGCUCAAAGACGGUAUGUUCAGCAAUGCUAAUGUAUUGUUUAGAACAAAAUUUGUGGAUGGAUCUUCUGCAGUUACUAGAACUACUUGUAAUCAAACAUAAAUUUAAUUUUGAAUUUGUAAUUUUUUUUUAUAACAACAGUUUUUAAAUUAAAAGUUGUAUCCGACUUACAUAAUAUAAAUGCAGCUUGACUUGAUCUUUUUUUUGUUGUGCUCCAAUAUUGUAUUUAUAAAUCUAAAGUUUAUUUUUUGUAUUUUUUUUUUAAUAUUACUAUCAUUACUUAUCUUGUCGAGGCAUUUCAAUUUUAUUUUAUAUAUUUUUUUUAGUUAAAUUUACUAUUCAUGUUUUGAUAUUUAAAAGGACAACUAUACAAUUUUUAAAAGUUUUUUUAAUAUUAUGCUAUUUAGUAAUAAUUCUUAAGACAAGAAAUUUAUAUGGUUAAUUUAUACUUAACACUCUUUACAAUAUUAAAUGUGUGUACAAAUUUUAUAAUAUGUACAAUAAAACUAUAAACAUUUAAUAAU